GUGUCAAAACCCGGAAAAGAAGACUGUCGGAUUAGGAAGAGGCAUUAAUAAAGUGACAACAAUACAUUGUAACGCGACAUACAACCCAGUCUAAAGAAAAGGAUCUGCGUGUGAAGCUGACCAGCCCAUUGAUCAGCAGAAUGAGCAGUGGAGGAACAGUGGAGAGUGUUAAAACUCCAAAGGUCGGCUCCAUAGUCGAGGUGACAGGAAAGGGUCAGAGAGGGACGGUGGCCUACAUCGGCGCCACCCUCUUUGCCUCGGGAAAAUGGGUGGGCGUCAUCUUGGAUGAGCCUAAAGGCAAGAACGACGGCACGGUGCAGGGGAAGCGCUAUUUCACCUGUGAGGAGAAUCAUGGGAUAUUUGUCAGAUCCUCUCAGAUCCAGGUGGUGGAUGAAGAUCUGGGUAGCACCUCCCCAGAGACCCCCGAGUCCAGCGUGGCAAGGACACUCAAACAAAAGGAUGUUUCUGAGACUCCCAAACCAACCAAGCAGACACCAUCGAACAUUAAGAAGUCCUCGACCCACCGCUUUGCAAAGUGGAGUGCUCCACGCCUCGCUCCUGCUACCUCCCUCCCCUCCCUCCUGCUUCGUCCCCCCAUCCGCACCAGCCAGAUGCUCCGGGCGUCUCGUGAGAGUCUUUCACCGUCUGUGUCUGGAGACGUCAGUGAGGCGAGCCUGUCUUCCCAACAGGGGGCUCUCAGAGCCCCCGUGACCCCAUCCCCUGCAGCCGCCCCGGUCCAAACUACUCCCAGCAAGGUGGAACCUUCUAUUUCCAAGCAGGAGGAAGAGUCUCUGCGAGCUCAGGUCAAGGACCUGGAGGAGAAGCUGGAGACUCUGAGGAUAAAGCGAAUGGACGAUAAGGCUAAGCUGAAGGAGCUGGAGAAAUACAAGAUCCAGUUGGAGCAGCUGCAGGAGUGGAAGAGCAAAAUGCAGGAGCAGCAGGCCGAGCUGCAGAAACAACUCAAAGAGGCCAAGAAGGAAGCCCGGGAGGCCCACGAGGCUAAAGACCGCUACAUGGAGGAGAUGGCGGACACAGCGGACGCCAUCGAAAUGGCCACGCUGGACAAAGAGAUGGCUGAGGAGCGAGCGGAAUCUCUGCAGGUGGAGGUGGACUCGCUCAAGGAGAAGGUGGAGGAGCUCUCCAUGGAUUUGGAGAUCCUGAGGCACGAGAUUUCAGAGAAAGGAACAGAUGGAGCUGCAUCCAGUUAUCAAGUCAAACAGCUGGAGGAGCAGAACACCAGGCUGAAGGAGGCGUUGGUCAGGAUGCGUGACCUGUCUGCCUCGGAGAAGCAGGAACACGUGAAGCUGCAGAAGCACAUGGAGAAGAAGAACACGGAGCUGGAGACCCUGAGGACCCAGAAAGAGAAACUGCAGGAGGAACUCAAACAAGCCGAGGCCACGGUUGAUGAACUGAAGGAGCAGGUGGAUGCAGCUCUGGGAUCAGAGGAGAUGGUGGAGACCCUGACUGAGAGGAACCUGGACCUGGAGGAGAAAGUCAGAGAGCUGAGGGAGACAGUCACUGAUUUGGAAGCCAUCAACGAGAUGAACGACGAGCUGCAGGAGAACGCCCGAGAGACCGAGAUGGAGCUGAGAGAGCAGGUGGACCUGAGUGGAGCCAAGGUCAGAGAGGCAGAGAAGAAGGUGGAAGCUGCUCAGGAGACCGUCGCCGAUUAUCAGCAGACCAUCAACAAGUACAGAGAGCUCACCGCCUCGCUUCAGGAGGCCAACAGAGAGCUGCUGAGUCAGCAGAGUGCAAACACAGAACAACCUCAGCAGCCGCCUGCAGAGCUGUUUGACUUCAAGAUCAAGUUUGCAGAGACCAAAGCUUACGCCAAGGCCAUUGAGAUGGAGCUGAGGAAGAUGGAGGUGGCUCAGGCCAACAGACAGGUGUCCCUGCUCACCUCCUUCAUGCCAGACUCCUUCCUCCGUCACGGCGGCGACCACGACUGCAUCCUGGUGCUGCUGCUCAUCCCCAGGCUCAUCUGCAAGGCUGAGCUCAUCAGCAAACAAGCUCAGGAGAAGUUUGACCUGAGUGGGAAUCUGGUCCAGGGACCGGCGCUCAGAGGACCCCCAGGGGAGCAGCGCAGCUUUGCCUCUGGACUGGUCUACUCCCUGAGCCUGCUGCAGACCACCCUGCACAAAUAUGAGCAGGCUCUGAACAGCUGCAGCGUGGAGGUCUUUAAGCGCAUGGGAACACUUUACUCUGAAAUGAGCUUCCAUGAGCGCUGUCUGGAUUAUUUCAUUGACCUGCUGCAUAAAGAUCAGCUGGAUGAGACCGUUCAGGUGGAACCCCUGACCAAGGCAAUCAAAUACUAUCAGCAACUGUACAGUGUUCAUUUGGCCGAUCAAACUGAGGACUGCACAGUGCAGCUAGCCGACCACAUUAAGUUUACCCAGAGUGCCCUGGACUGCAUGGGCGUGGAGGUGGCUCGUCUGCGGGUGUUCCUGUCAGCGGGACAGGAAAGUUCGGGUCUCGCCGUCCUUCUGAAGGACCUUGACACGUCCUGCUCCGACAUCAGGCAGUUCUGCAAGAAGAUCCGCCGCCGCAUGCCUGGAACGGAUGUAGCCGGAGUCCCGGCCGCUCUCAGCUUCGGACCGCAGGUGUCCGAGACACUGACGGAGUGCAGGCGCCAGCUGACACGAGUGGUGGCAGUCCUGCAGGAGGUGGCUGCAGCCGGCAGUCAGACGGUGGCUUCGCUGGGAGAACAGGAGGGCCUCAGUGCGCUCAAACUGGAGGACGUCGCCUACAAAGUUGUGGAGCAGGUCUACGGCUCCCAAAAUGUGAACGGUCCAGAGCUUUUGCGCCAGUCCUGCAGCUCUGUCAUUGCUACCAUGAACAAGAUGGCUACAGCCAUGCAGGAGGGAGAGUAUGAUGCUGAAAAACCACAAAGAAUGACUCCUCCAGUGGAAAUGAGAGCAUCCACCGUCAGGGCUGAGAUGACGGACGCUGAAGGUCUGGGAGUCAAACUAGAAGACAGAGAAACCGUCAUCAAGGAGCUCAAGAAGUCUCUAAAGAUUAAGGGCGAGGAGCUCAGCGAGGCUCACGUCCGCCUGAGCCUCCUGGAGAAAAAGCUGGACACUUCCACCAAAGACGCCGACGAGCGCGUGGAGAAGAUUCAGACCAAACUGGAUGAAAGCCUCGCCCAGCUCAAGAAGAAGGAAAAGGAGUUUGAGGAGACGAUGGAUGCUCUGCAGGCUGACAUCGACCAGCUCGAAGCGGAGAAGGCGGAGCUGAAACAGCGCAUCCAUAACCAGUCAAAGAUGACUAUUGAGGGUCUGAGAGGCCCACCUGCCUCAGGGAUCUCCUCCAUCGUCCAUGGAUCUGCAGGAGCAGGUCUGCCUCCAGCCAUGGCAGGACCCACCCAGGUGGUGGACUCUCCUCUCCUCAGGCAGCAGGUUGAGGUCCAGAGAUUGGGCAUUAAAUACCUCAAAAACGAAAACAACCGACUCAAGGCUGAGAAGAUGAGGGAUCAGCUCGCCUCCCUGCCUCCACUCUGCCCUCCUAAACUGCCACAAGUGUCCAAAGAAAGCUCCGUGCCUCCAGAGGGCCUGAACACGGGCAUCUAUCGGAGGACCGACCAGCUGCUGGACACCCUGCUCAAACUGAGUUCAGAAGUCAAAGUGGUGGACGUCACUGGGAAGACAGCAGUCAGUGCCAGCGCCCAGCUGCUGGAGCAGACGGCUCGGCUGAAGAAUCUCAGCGAUGCUCUGGACAAACUUAAAGGUGAAGUAGCGGAGCAUGUGGUUUCCCACCAGCCUGGAGCAAAAGCCUCCUCUGACUUCUCCACGUUCCCCGUUUCCUCCUUUGUUAAGGCUAAGGAAGAGAAACAGGGUGGAACAGUGUUUGUCGGUCGUGUUGCCAUCCCGUGCACCCGAGGCCAGGAGCGAGUCCACCGCCUGGUUCUUUCCCAGCAGCAGCUGCAGCAGGUGCACCACCUCCUCAUGGUCUAAAAGCACAGGAAGACCACCAUCCUCCUUAUACCAUUUCAACAUUAUCACUUUAAUACUAUACUCAGGAAACUGUAUCCUGUUAAUGCAAAGCACUAAUCCUGUUUACCAGCAGACUUUGAAGAUGAAUUUGAUAAUUUAAUGUCUAACUUUUGAAUGUCACAUUAUGUUUUCAUUUAAAUGACAUUUGCACCAAUGUUGACAUCUCGUUAUAUCAUUCAGUUAGGAACUUAAAGCUUUUUUUUUUCUUCUUUAUAUUUUUUGUAAUUGUCGUCAAUAAAGUUAGCAAUUCACUGAAA
Messenger RNA from Austrofundulus limnaeus, 4246 nucleotides. RefSeq names its product dynactin subunit 1. Gene Ontology annotation, biological process: nuclear migration; establishment of mitotic spindle orientation. The record is from RefSeq and is a predicted model, not a curated record. The transcript has 31 exons. Bases 141 to 3950 code for a protein of 1269 amino acids. NCBI's taxonomy places the organism in Eukaryota, Metazoa, Chordata, Actinopteri, Cyprinodontiformes, Rivulidae. Gene Ontology annotation, cellular component: microtubule associated complex; kinetochore; axon.